Molecule: messenger RNA, 1332 nt
Organism: Monosiga brevicollis MX1
Lineage: Eukaryota; Choanoflagellata; Craspedida; Salpingoecidae
Exons: 1
Coding region: 1-1332 (443 amino acids)
Biological process (GO): protein phosphorylation
Molecular function (GO): protein kinase activity; ATP binding
Source: RefSeq, a predicted model, not a curated record
AUGGCCGCUAUCCCUGCCGCCGACACAGCGCUUCAGCUCGGUAAUAUACUCCACAACCGAUACCGCCUUCUUGAUCGCCUGGGCGCUGGCGCCUCAGGUACCGUUUUUUGCGUCCUGGAUCUGGAGACGGAUCGCCACCUUGCCCUCAAGGUCGCCGUUGGCUACCCCUUUGGUGGUGCCCACGAGGCUGAAGCCCUUCAACGCUGCCAGGGCAGCCCACACAUUGCCCACCUCCUCGACCACUUUCCCCUCGACAAACUCGGCCACGCCCUCGUUCUCCCCAUCAUGGCCGGCGGUACCCUUUUUGACCACAUUCGCCCCACCGCCGCCCGUCCCCUCACCAUCGAAGCGUCCCGUCGCUGGAUGCGUCAGCUCCUCCUGGCCGCGGACGCCCUCGCCUGCCAGGGCCUGGUGCACGGCGACAUCAAGCCUGAAAACUGCCUCAUCGACGCCGAGGGUAACCUCUUCCUACACGACUUUGGCACCACCGUCCCCUCAGGCUACCGAUACCCCUCCCGCAUCGCCGGCACCCAACUUUACAUGUCCCCAGACCUGCUCCAGGGUGGUGCUUGCAGCUCCGCCCAGGACGCUUGGGCCGUAGGCCUCACCUGGUAUGCCACUCUCUUUGCCGAUCUUCCCUGGGAUCGCGCCAGCCAACGCGAUCCCGCCUACGUCCGCUACCUCGCCACCGGCAAACUCCCCGUUGGCGACCGCCUGCAGCUCCUCUCUCCAGACCUUCGUGUGCUCCUCCUCCGCCUGCUUCACCCCAACCCCAACCUCCGCGCCACCCUCAGCGACGCCCUGGCCUUUGUCCUCUCCAACCGACCUUGGUUCCAGAGUGAAUGCAACACCGAUUCCUUCUCUACCUAUGGUGCUCAGGUGCUGCAAGCGGCUGCGGCCGCCGUUGCCGCCUUGCAAACCCCCACGCUCGUCACUCCUCAGCCCCACUAUGGCCCCCCUCAACGUCGCCUCUCCAAUCCCAACCAGAAUGGCGACUGCGUCAGUGCCGAGUCCACCACCCCACCUCCGGCCAGUCAAGGCACAGACCAGGACGCAGCAAUCCCGCCACACCCGCUGAACCACCACGUGCACCAAAAUGAGGCAUCCUGCUUUUCUCACACCAGUCCCGCCACCCACUACCAGCCCUGCCACCGUCGCUACAGUGACUUGGAAGACAUGGAUGACAAUCUCGACGACGGCGCAGGCGCCAGCGAUCCCAUGGAGUCAGACGACGGCCUCCACUCGAAUUCCUGCUACCGCAUCAAUCGUCGAUCCACGCACUUCGUACAACAGCUGUCCGGCCUGAUCGACCAAGACGCACCUUACUAUUAA